AUGAAGAUAAGGCAUUUUUCAUAUUUACUAUUGUUAUUAACAAUUCAAAUUUGUAAACAAGUACAAAGUCAAUGUUCUGGUCGAAUAUGGACUAUUCAAGAUAUAACUAUUGGCUCGUUUACAAUUUCAUGGAGAUAUAAUAACACUUCGAAUACUGUUCAAUUUGUUAUUCAAGGUCAAGCAAGUUCAAACAUUAAUCUUGCAUCUACUUAUAUUGCAAUGGGAUGGUCUGACACAGUACCAACAGGGAAUACUAUGGAUGUAGCAAUGUUUUUUCCUGGAACUCAAAUAGUUCAAGAUAGAUAUUCUCGAGGAUAUGCAACCAUCUAUUGA
Messenger RNA from Rotaria socialis, 333 nucleotides. The record is from the annotation of a GenBank genome assembly. NCBI's taxonomy places the organism in Eukaryota, Metazoa, Rotifera, Eurotatoria, Philodinida, Philodinidae.